UAUAUGUUCAAUCAUCUUCCCACAUUGUAAGAUAUUUUAACUACUUACCCAUAAAAAGCGGCUGUGAUAGUUGUGGCAUUGUGACAGUAACCAAGAAAGUGACAAUUACAUAAUGAACUCGUUUUUUGUAAUAAAAAUAUGCAAUAAUGCUGCAUCGGGAUGUUUAUACGCACAUAUUUGUCAACUCUGUUUGCAACAAGGAAACCUAAAAAUGCAGUUUAUACCACACAAUAUCCAGGUCUGGUUUGUAACUCUAUGCUUUGUCGUCAGCCUUGUAUGGGCACGUCCACAACGGUAUGCACACAUCGCAGUUAUCGAAAAUGAUGCAUAUGAACAAACCUUGCCUAAUGCGCUGAGAAAUCCCUUCUAUAAGACGCCUCGAGUGCGCGAGGCACUAGCCAAAUCAAGUUGGUUCGGACCAGGCGAGGAGCCGGUAUAUGAUCGGCAAGCGGAGAAAAUACCACGCGCUGAGAUCUACAACGUUCUCGCUCAUGCCGGAUUCAUUAAUCGAAGAGGAAAAUUAAUUUAAAUUGGCGACUGAGAAAACCAAAGAGUUCUGGGCACCACUAGCGACAAGCGUCAAAUAGGAUUAUUCGUGGCCUCACGAAUAAUCAGCCUAUUUACCUAACCUCACCUGACUGAGAAGUGUACUUAUAGCAUCCAAAAUAUCAUACUUAUAAAAACCAAUUUUUUAUUUAGGAUUCGUUGGCAACAAACAAAAUCAGUAUAUAUAUUAUAUUACAACGGAUUUAAUUUAUAUUUUAAAAAUAUUUCAUUGCAGUCAUAAACAUUAAGUAUUGCCCAGUUGCGAAGUAAAUGAGGCAAAUUGAUACAUUUGAAGUUUGAAUGUUCACAGUUAUAUAUAAAAUGGUACAUAUUGAAACGGUUUUAAAUAAAUUUAGCUUAGUAGAAACUAAGCGUUUAGAAAAAA
Messenger RNA from Bactrocera oleae (olive fruit fly), 931 nucleotides. The record is from RefSeq and is a predicted model, not a curated record. NCBI's taxonomy places the organism in Eukaryota, Metazoa, Arthropoda, Insecta, Diptera, Tephritidae.